GUUAGUCAAGUUCAGUGCUAGAUUUUAACCAUGAGAGCAACGUUCACUCUCGUCGAACUAUUAUUUCUGUUGUUUCCUCUUCCGUCCGCGUUAUCAAUCCAAGUGAAAUCAGACCAGCAUAGGUACGCAUGCGGUCGGCGGCCAAUCAACGGAGUAGGAGUCAUCACUUCUGGGCAAUCGACCUGGCCAGGGCAGUUCCCAUGGCACGCAGCACUAUUCCGAACGAAAGGGCUAGGAAGCGAAUACAUCUGCGGAGGAUUCAUCGUUACUGAUCGCAUUGUCCUUACUGCCGCCCAUUGCGCUACGGCCACCAAUGGAUAUCAGAUUGCUCCUAGCAGUGUUUCCGUACGUUUGGGGUUGUUCGAGCUGCUUAGCAUGACGAAAAACACACAAGAACAUCGUGUUGAAAGAAUCUAUCGACAUCAUGACUAUAACGCAAGUUCCUAUAGGCACGACAUUGCACUGCUGCUAUUGCGAACGAUAUUGGAGUUCAACGAUUAUGUUCAGCCGAUUUGUUUGUGGGAGGACGGAAAGUAUGGACCUGGAGAUAACCUUGUCGGUAUAGUGUCAGGAUGGGGAAUAACAGAGUACGACAUGUUGGCAGAUGAGCUCAAGUCGGCCAGGUUGCCCAUGGUUAGUGUUUUGGAGUGCCUGGAAAGCGAUCGAGAUUUAUUCUCACAAGCAAUUUUCGACGGAAUGUUCUGCGCUGGACUCACAAACACCACAAACGUAUGCAAUGGAGACAGUGGCGGUGCCUUUGCCAUAGACAUCAAUGGAACCUGGGCUGCACGAGGAAUAGUGUCGUUCACGGGGCUGAGAGAUUCGUCCGUAACGCUGUGCAAGGCGGAAAGCCUAGCCGGUUUUGUCAACAUCCCUCGAUACGUGGGCUGGAUUGAAAGGAUGGUAAACAAAGAUCGCUUUCUACCAAUUGAAUCCUCCUCAGACAAUAGCGAUGAAAAAUCGUAUUCUAGGCCCAACAGCGCGGUGACACCCACGACAACAACGUCGUCAAUCAGCAUCAGUGAGAAAAAGUGUGUCCAGUAUCACAACAAAUCGAAGACAAAAUUCCAAGAAUUGUCCUAUUUGGCAUACGUUUCAGAGGGUUCCCCAUUCAUGCGUAAGAUUGAUUGUUUCGCAGUAUUGAUAAGUGAGCGUUUCCUCCUAGCAAAGGCUGACUGUUAUUCACCUCUAGCCUCGCAUUCCACAAAAUCAGGACCCAAGCAAUUUGUUAUUGUCGAAUCGGAAGGCCGGGCACUGCAGUACAGAAUAGAAGGCUUCCACCGGCAUCCAAGCUAUUCGCACAACCCAUCCGAAAACAACCUCGCGCUAAUUGAGCUGAACCGAGACGUAUCACUUCCCAGCAGCCAGUUUGUCUGCCUAUGGAGCCGCGGAGAGUUGGAUCUAGGUAAAAUAUUUCUUUACUCGGCGAUGACUGAUUCGGGCCGACCACCAUCAACGGAUUCAUCGGUAAAAUGCUUCAAUCAGCUACUGGCGCCAUCCAUUAUGAUAGAGCGAGAUUACUACCAUUUGGUUGGCAUUGUGAUUAACAGCACGUGCACGACGAUAAGAUUUAUUAAGCUUCCGAAAUUUGUGCCAUGGAUUGAAAGUAUUGUGUGGAAGAGAGAUUGAUAAAUGGAGCUUUUUUCCAGUGGUAGUAUAAUGUGAAAGAUAAAUCUAGAUUGACGAUU
Molecule: messenger RNA, 1688 nt
Organism: Armigeres subalbatus
Lineage: Eukaryota; Metazoa; Arthropoda; Insecta; Diptera; Culicidae
Product: transmembrane protease serine 9-like
Exons: 6
Coding region: 31-1629 (532 amino acids)
Biological process (GO): proteolysis
Molecular function (GO): serine-type endopeptidase activity
Source: RefSeq, a predicted model, not a curated record